Populus euphratica (Euphrates poplar) is the source of this 1205-nucleotide messenger RNA. RefSeq names its product probable aquaporin NIP5-1. Gene Ontology annotation, cellular component: membrane. The coding region runs from base 17 to 919 and encodes 300 amino acids. The record is from RefSeq and is a predicted model, not a curated record. Gene Ontology annotation, molecular function: channel activity. The transcript has 4 exons. Lineage: Eukaryota; Viridiplantae; Streptophyta; Magnoliopsida; Malpighiales; Salicaceae. Gene Ontology annotation, biological process: transmembrane transport.
AAGUUGGGAGAGAAGAAUGCCGGGCCCAGAAGAAGCUGAGACACCGACGGUGACGGCACCGAACACGCCGGGGACACCGGGAGGGCCACUUUUUACUGGGCUGAGGGUGGACUCACUAUCCUAUUCAGAUAGGAAAAUAAUACCAAAAUGCAAGUGCUUGCCUGUCACCGCUCCAACUUGGGGUCAACCCCACACGUGCUUCCUUGAUAUUCCUGCUCCUGAUGUUUCUCUAACUCGCAAGCUUGGAGCGGAAUUUGUGGGAACCUUCAUCCUGAUAUUCACGGCGACAGCAGGACCAAUAGUGAACCAGAAGUAUGAUCAAGCAGAAACACUGAUUGGAAAUGCAGCCUGUGCUGGGCUGGCAGUGAUGAUCAUAAUCCUGUCAACUGGACACAUUUCUGGAGCUCAUUUGAACCCAUCACUCACCAUUACUUUUGCAGCUCUACGCCACUUCCCUUGGGUCCAAGUGCCUGCCUACAUUGCAGCACAAGUAUCGGCUUCCAUAUGUGCUUCUUUUGCUCUUAAAGGAGUCUUCCACCCCUUCAUGUCUGGUGGGGUUACCGUUCCAUCUGUGAGCAAUGGCCAAGCUUUUGCGCUUGAGUUCUUCAUCACUUUCAAUCUCUUGUUUGUUGUCACUGCCGUUGCCACUGACACUCGGGCUGUGGGAGAGCUGGCAGGAAUAGCAGUCGGAGCUACGGUUAUGCUGAACAUUCUUGUUGCAGGGCCAUCAAGUGGUGGUUCAAUGAAUCCAGUGAGGACUUUGGGGCCAGCAGUAGCUGCAGGAAAUUACAAGGAAAUUUGGAUUUAUCUGGUGGCACCGACGCUUGGAGCCCUAGCUGGUGCUGGCACCUACACGCUUGUGAAGCUCCGGGACGACGAGGCUGAUCCACCCCGUCCAGUCAGGAGCUUCCGUCGCUAGGAUCGAUCGAUCAUGCAGCGAAUGAUGGUGUGGAGCAAUACGAUAGAGGCAUGAUUAAUAUCUAUGAAAGUUUGAAUAAAAAGGUGAUGCGACGCUGAGUCCACGGCCUACAGUGUGUUUGAAUAAUGGGGUGCACUUGGAGUGGUGAUUGCCAUCUCUUCAGUCAUCAUCUCUUGACAUGUAUGUAAUUAAUGUAGGGCUCGACGAAGUCCUUAAUUAUUUUGUGUGUUUUAUUUCCUAGCUACGUGAGAAACAUGUCUCAUCACAAUAUUAUUGUCUUUCUGUU